UUUGUCCCCCCCAAAAACACGAACGAGGCGGUUCUUCGCCACUUCGAUUCGAUUCAAUCCCACUCCUCGACGGCCCACCAAAUCCCACCCAAUUCCAAUCCGACACGCAUAAUCAAGAACCCCAAAUCGGAUCGCGAAGCAACGAAAUCCCUAGAAAAAUCUCCCAAACCGGCACAUCGAGCUCGAAGCCAUGCCUUCCCAGAGAGGCAUAGUCAUCACAGUCCCUGUCCUCGUGCUCUCGGUCCUCGGAGCUGCCAUUUUCCUCUUCUUCCUCUUCUUCUCUCUCUCCUCCUGCUCUUGCCCCGGCCCCUUCCCCGCCGCCUCCUCCGGCUCCGCCGUGCCCGUUGGCGGCGGAGCUAGGGGCGGGAUCAGGCCGACGGAGGCGGAUAUAGAGUGGGUGAAGGGUCAGAUCCGAGCUAACGGGUUGCAUAUGCAGGACAACGUGCUCCGCAAGGGGAUCAACCCUCGCACCAGAGCUCAACAGCUCGAAGAUCUUAACCAAUUCAAGGGCAUAUCUCAUUACGAAGAGCCAGAUUCAAGCAACCAUACUGCCCUUCCUUGUCCUGGGGAGCUUCUUGUUGAAGAGCAUCAUAGCUAUUAUGGUGAGCCUUGGGCAGGGGGUCGAGAUGUGUUUGAAUUUCUCGCGGAUGCUGUGCACCUUAAACCUGACUCGCGUGUUCUUGAGAUUGGUUGUGGGACACUCCGAGUUGGCUUGCAUUUCAUUACUUACUUAGAUCCUGACCACUUUCACUGCCUAGAGAGGGAUGAGCUUUCUUUAAUGGCUGCAUUCAGAUACGAGCUGCCCUCACGUGGUUUGUUGCAUAAACGCCCUUUGAUUGUGCGGGGUGAGGAUAUGGACUUCACCAAGUUUGGUUCUGGAAGUACGUACGAUCUGAUAUAUGCUAGUGCUGUGUUCCUGCACAUGCCUGAUAAGCUUGUAUGGGUUGGACUGGAGAGAUUGGUGGGCAAGUUGAAACCUCGUGAAGGACGCAUCUUUGUCUCACACAACAUAAAAUUCUGCUCACGAUUGGGAGGUGAGGAGUGUACAAGGAGACUCACAAGUUUAGGUCUUGAGUAUGUUGGGAAGCAUGCACAUGACAGCUUGCUCUUUAACCACUAUGAGAUUUGGUUUGAGUUCAAAAGGUUUAAGGAGUAGAAUAUUGGCACUGUAGAACAUUUAAAGCAAGAAUCAAGCGUGCAGCAUCCGCCCAUUUUUGCAGGGUAUUGCUGUAUUACUCUUUGACAAGAUAACGUACAAAUGCUACAUCAGAAGUAAACAGCAAUUGCAGCUUGACAGUUGAGGAAUUGUACCAUAAAUUUGAUUGUGCCUUGUAGUUUCAAUUCUUUGUCUCUUUCUCUCUGAUAUUUGAUGUUACAGUCAAAGGAAAUUGAUGGAAUUUGUCAGGCUGUAUGUAUCAGAUGCUGAUUUAUCAUUUCAUUGAUCUGCCACACUUGUGUUCUUUCCAGCUAUGAGCUCUUUAAUUCCACAUAUGCUGUAGCGACUGUAUCAUGUGAAAUGAGUUAUUGAACUCUGCUUUGCAGUUUCAA
Molecule: messenger RNA, 1548 nt
Organism: Rhodamnia argentea
Lineage: Eukaryota; Viridiplantae; Streptophyta; Magnoliopsida; Myrtales; Myrtaceae
Exons: 2
Coding region: 191-1156 (321 amino acids)
Source: RefSeq, a predicted model, not a curated record